Molecule: messenger RNA, 1590 nt
Organism: Acaulospora morrowiae
Lineage: Eukaryota; Fungi; Glomeromycota; Glomeromycetes; Diversisporales; Acaulosporaceae
Source: the annotation of a GenBank genome assembly
GUAGAAAUAGAAUUUGAACCAAAAGCGAAAGACAGCAGAGCUGAAUAUCAUUGCGGUGGCAAAAAAUAUGAGAAUAAAAGUCUGGAGAACUUUUGGAAGGCUUUAAAGGAUACGAAUUUUAAUGCUGAUGAUAGAUUCUUCCAAUUGUCUGAGGAUGCCCAUUUUUUUGGAAGUAAUGGAGAACCUUCGACACUGUUCAUUCGUAAAUGCUACAAUGACCUGCUCAAUAUUGUUUUAGAUAACAAUAUAAGAAAAUUACGUAUAUCGAGUAGUCCAGGAAUCGGAAAAACCUUUUUUGGCUACUACCUACUUUAUCACCUCGCAUCUUUAAAUAAAAUAAUCCUAUACGACACUAAUACCAAGAGUGUAUCAAAUAGUGUUAUGUUAUUUGAGCAGGAAAGAGCCUGCUAUCUACACAGAGAAAGUGAUUCUAGCAAAAUUAGAAUAUACCUAAAUAAUCCUAACGUUUGGUAUAUUGUAGAUGAUAAAAAACCAGAUGAUGUUGAUGCCAAGACAAUUCUCAUCUGUUCACCCGUGUGGAGUCAUUAUAAAGACUUUGAUAAUUACUUCGGGACGGAAAUACGGUACAUGCCAGUGUGGGAGUGGGAGGAGAUCGAAGCAUGCAGGGAUGUGAUGCAUAAUCAUCUUGGAAAAUCCGAGGUAAAACAGUUGUUUCUGAGAUGGGGAGGGAUCCCUCGAUUCGUCCUGGAAAAGGCUCGCAAUCCAACUCAGCAACGCAUGCUCGAAAAGGCAAUUUCUGUAUGUGACGAAAAGAUAUUUAAUUAUAUUGGUGGAAGCGGUAGCGGAGAUGGUAUCAGUCACAAACUUAUUCAUAUCUGCACGAACCCUCUGAUUGAUAGAAGCGAUGAGGAUGGAAGCGAUAUAGAAGUCGAAAGUGAUGAAGAGGUUGAAUAUGUUAAUGAGGAACCCUAUACACUACAAAGUAUAGCAUUUGCAUCUGAUUAUGUGGGUGAAAUAAUGACCGAGAAACUUAAAUCAUCAAUAUUAGGCAAAUCACAAACACAAUUUGAACUAAGCUUUAUGAUGAAUAUAAUUUUCGAGCAGAUGGCUCACCGGAUAUUGCGAAAUGGAGGAACUUUCAAAGUUCGUUCUCUAGAAUCUAGUAAAAAUAAAAGAUCAACACAAAAUGUGAAAAAUCAGAACGAGAUACUUGGGUUUUCUACAAUUCUAACAAUCGAGGAUGGAAAGUACUAUCGACCAGCUAAUAAAAAUUUUCCAUCGAUUGGUGCGAUUAUUGCUCCCGAUAUUCUCUUCCAGAUGACUGCCGCCAGAAAUCUUCCUAUUAAUAUUAUUGGUCUGAUGAAGCUUUAUAGUAAAUUGGGAGCUACGGGUGAAAUCUCCUUUUAUUUUGUUGUACCAGCUGAGUUAUACGAUCAAUUUCAAAAACAGAAAUUUGUCAUCACUGAUAGUGCUAAUGUUAGGAGAAUGCCAGGUUGGAUUAAAACUCGCGUAAAGCAAUACGCUCUGAGAAUUGAUUUAAGCUCUGAAAGUUUAUCAAGUGGGAGUUUACUAAAAAGAAGGGAUAAUUCAUUAGGAGAAGUUGGUUCGUCAAAAAAAGUGAAAAAAUAG